Molecule: messenger RNA, 3960 nt
Organism: Perca flavescens (yellow perch)
Lineage: Eukaryota; Metazoa; Chordata; Actinopteri; Perciformes; Percidae
Product: zinc finger protein 410
Exons: 9
Coding region: 381-2258 (625 amino acids)
Biological process (GO): regulation of gene expression
Cellular component (GO): nucleus
Source: RefSeq, a predicted model, not a curated record
CAUAUGUAAUGAAUUAUGAAGCUGAUUGUUGCUGCACUUGGCCCAUACAGACUGUAUAUAAAGAGGUUUGGGAGCUACAUAUCAACGGUUUGGCCUCGGUUGAAAUCAUGUUUUUUAUUUUGUUAGCUAAAAUCAUCUGUUCGACACAUAACCGGAAAUGACGCCAAAUGUUUGCGGUCGGAUCUUAGGUCAUUAGGUGGUUAGGUUGCUGAGAAGCUACUUUAGCUAGCUAUGCGUUAGUCUUCUUUCACCUGCCCAACAUUUAUAAACGUAGAAUUUCCACUAUAGCUGUUAUGUUUUGACCAAAACUUCCUAAUCCUACAUUAGGUCAUUUUUUUUAAGACGACGGAGCAGCCAGCGAGCCACCGACUGUAGGGAGAAUGUCGAGACGUCUGGCCUUCCAGACUCAGCUGGCCUCCAUCAUGGAGGUCCUGGCUAAUGCAGCAGUGGCGGAGAUCUGUAAGCUGGUAGACGACGACUAUGCCGUGGUGAGUUUACAGAUGUCCCAGUGCCAGAGAGAGAACAAAGCCCUAAAGAGGAAGCUGCAUUUGCUGGAGCUGAAGAUGGCCCGGGGAAACGCCGAGAGGAGGCUCCGGGAGAGCGCCAUGAACAGCAGCCGAUCCAGGGUGCAGAUAAACACCACCGGUGGUGUGUUUGAGCGACGGAUGGAUUUGGUUCUGUGGUCUGGUAGAGCUGCUGCAGAGGAUACAAGCAGCGAGCCGAUUCAUUUUGACAGUGUCCAGAGUAAGUCUCCAGACGUGGAGCUGGUGGAGCCAGAGCCGGUGCUAGUAAAGGAGGAGAGGGUGGAGCCAAACAUGUCAAGAGUUGAAGAAAGAGAGGAAAACGUGCCGCUUAUCAGAGAUGAUGGAGUGUUGGAGUGUGUCCCUUGUGCACCUGUGAGACCCAGCCUUGACCAGCAGGACAACAAGUCCACUUCCUGUCAGACCUGGUCCCAGACCCAGAGCAGCAGGACAAGGCAUGCCGGCAGCAGCAGAGGAGUGGAGAAGGAGGAGGAGCCGGAUGUGGUGCUGGUGAAGGUAGAGGAGGUGGAGCCGGUGACGGGGACUCAGAACCAUACAGGCCUCAGCAUACAAGAGGAGGCUAGAGCUGACAGAGGAGGGUUGGUGGAGUCGAGCACCGACGACUGUAGAGCAGUUCUGCCGUUUGAUGAAAUCCCAGAAACCUCCACCAAUCGUCUGUCUGACCUGCAGGAGUCUGGGCGGGGCUUCUCAGAGUCUGCAGCACCUCAGCCGACGCCUGUGAUAUCGCAAGAGCCCAGCAGUAUGAUGGCAGUCCAGCUGAGGGUCCCAGACACCAACAAACCCGCCAACCCAAAAACACAUCAGCAGCAGAGAUCCAGCAACAACAAUCCUCUCAGCUCUGAAUACUCUCUGUUUGAACUUGAGACAUUCUUCACCCGCUGGGCCCCUGAUAGUGACUCGGCCGGUAGUGGCCCUUCAUGUCCUUUUACCACUGAUGACCCAGCAGAGAAUGACCAGGAUGAUGUUAUUAUUGAAGGGCAGAGUUUCUCCUCUGUUCAGAUCCAGCCGUCUGUGUCACAAGGCCUGUCAGCAGAGCCUUCUGUGUCCAUACCUCUGAGGAUGCAGGCUCCAUCCUCCCAGCCUUCAUGGAGCAGAAAACCAGUCAUGAUCAGAAGUGCACAGGCUCAGCUGCUGCAGCAGCAUCCUGAUAGCAACAGGGUCUCUCAGCAACAACACAGCAUUCCCUCUGCACAGACAGCACUGUCCUCCACCACAGCUGCUGUCAGUCACACUCACAGUGGUGAUAAAACAACUACCUCUGGUAUCAGCUCAAACAGUAGGACUAUGAGCUCCAGAUCUGUCAGGGGAUCCACAGCAGCGUUGGCCAGCAUUGAGGUAGCAAUUGCUGCGCAGCAUCGAGCCAACCUCUUGGCUCGCCACAAUAAAAGCCAGGCUGCCACCAUGGUGCCCUGCGAGCGCCGCAGGAAGAGCUACGUAUGCCGAGCCUGUGGUAAAGCUUUCUCUGGUCUGUCUAAUCUGGAGGCCCAUGAAAGAGUCCACACGGGGGAGAAACCUUUCCACUGUGACACCUGCGGUAAACGCUUCUCAGAGGCCGGGAACCUGAAGAAGCAUCAGAGAGUUCACACCGGGGAGAAACCUUUCAGCUGUGAAAAGUGUGGGAAGAGGUUCGCCUGGAUCUGCAACCUGAGGACGCACCAGCAAUCUGCCACAGGCUGCGGACCACAGGCUAGUGGGGGGCUAGGACUGGGCUGCUAAUGCCAGCUGUGUUUUAAUUACACCAGGGGUUGAUGCAUAGACAGCGUAAGGUUCAAACCAGAAGAAAAGAUCCGUUGAUUCGCUGCAGGGUUGUGCAGCAGUGGGAGUGUCGCUCAAAUGGCAUUUGUGUGAUGUCCCGUUGUGUUCUUCAACACCCCAUUGUAGCACACAUAGGCUUUUUAUUUAACCAUUUUUGUUUUUCCGUCAGAUUGUUUAUAGAUCUCGACAUUUCCUGGCACACUUGAAGGCAGCUUCAUUUUACAGAGAAAAAGAUCGGAGAGACGGAGGAACUGUGUUUUUUGCUGGAGCUUGUUGCAGGAAGCAGUCAGCUGUAACACAUCUCCUGGGCAGUUCAGUGCUUGUGUUUAGUUUAGUUGUUUUUUUAACCCUCAUAAGUGUUGUAAAACUUUCUUGUGGCAGCGAAAGAGGCAGUGAUGUUUCCUGUGAUGUAUUUCACACAGCCUCAAAACAGACCGAGCGUGCACUCACACUGACGGCGCGGCAAAAACGCAGGUCUUACCAUUCAUUUUGAAUGGGGGUAAUGUGUUUAGGUCUGCGGCGCUGGGGGCUCACAAAAAAGUUGAGACGGAUUCAACUUUUGGUGCAACCCGACGUGACGCUGCGGUGGCCAAUCAUGUAACCGAUCACACUUAUCGUUGGGUUUUGAGGCGGUGUGAGAGUCCCGUACAGUAAAGAGGAAACAUCCCUGCUUCUAUCGCUGCCACAAGAACGUUUUAAAACACUUAUAAGGAUGAAAACAAAACGCAACCACUGGAGUUGUGUAACAGCUGACUGUCUUCUGCAACAACUAAGCACAGUCGCUUCGUCUCUUUACUUUCUCUGUCUCAGAGAUUUUUAUUUGAUUGUUUUUGUUUUACUUAAAAGGGACAAUGCACAUCAAUUGACAAUUUUAGUUUACACUCAAAAUGUAAAUGUGCCAGAGUUAGCAAAAAAGAAAAUUUUCAUCUGUAGUCCCUUGGCAGGUCAACACAUCAUCAUAUUACAUUAAUAAAAAAGAAUGCAAGAAAGAUAGAAAGCAAAUUAAGAAAGAAGAGAAAAGAGAGAGGAACAAAAAAGAAGUAUAAUACAAAGAAGGGCAGUAUCUAGGAUGAGGUAAACCAGCUAUUGAUGAUUGCAGUUUUGAUUGUUUUUAAUCCAUCUUUUGAGUGUGGUUUUAAAUGAUAGAUAGCUGGUGCUUUCUCUGAGUUCAAUAGGAAGGCAGUUCCAAUAAUUUGAGGCCCGUACUGAGAAGACUGUUUGUCCAAACUUACUAUGUCUAUACUGUACAACACAGUCUCCCCUGGUGGAAAUGAGGCAGGCAUCUAAAAAACUGUCAAAAUUAAAUAGGUUGUAUUUAGUACUGAUAUGGCAGUGGUGACAGCUGAUAGGUUUUUGAUCUAGCGUUUUUAAAGUUUGCUUAUAAAGGGUUUCUAUUGGUUUAAGAGUUGUCAUGUUUGCUUGGGACCAGCUUGUGAAACAGUAUGAUAUGUGGGAAAAGAUCAUGGCAUGCAUAAAAAGUUUGGCUGCCUCUGUGGUUAGAUAUGGCCUUAUGUGUCUAAAGUUAGCCAGAUUAUAUCUGAUGGUGUUAGCCACCUUUUUAACAUGCUUUUAAAAACUGUAAUUAGAGUCUAAAAUGAUACCAAGGUAUUUAAAAUCAGACACAACCAUAUGUUUUUCUCCUUCAAUAAAGACAUCAGCCUGC